Messenger RNA from Hordeum vulgare subsp. vulgare (domesticated barley), 1681 nucleotides. RefSeq lists its product as uncharacterized. Lineage: Eukaryota; Viridiplantae; Streptophyta; Magnoliopsida; Poales; Poaceae. Gene Ontology annotation, molecular function: DNA binding. Bases 114 to 1241 code for a protein of 375 amino acids. The record is from RefSeq and is a predicted model, not a curated record. The transcript is spliced from 6 exons.
CCUGCCUGCCCGACCACGGCCAGUUCCUCCCCUCCCUCCGGCUCACGCCGCCGCCGCCAGCCAGCUCCCGCUCCCGCUCCUUUUCCCCUCGGACCUCCGUCCCCACGAAAUCCAUGGCGGCGGCCGCGCAUUGCGCCAGGGCGACCGUGCCUACCAUGGCUUUCCAGUGCACCGCCACGUCUCCAAGAGCCAAGCUCGUAUGCUGCAAGCGCCACAUGCCGCCAGAGCAGAAAGGAGUUGGACGGCUCGGUCGGUUAACGCAGCAUGGGGAGCUUGCUUUGCCCCAAUCGUCCGUGAGACAACCAUCCGGCGGCAUGGAGGAACGAUGGGACCGUCAUUGUUCUUCUGCAUUUUCAGCCAACCAGGGCGAUAUAAUGGGCCAAGUCCAAGACGACCGCCCACCGUCGAAUCUGGAAUUGGGCGGCGCCAGUCCUGGUGGUUUGUCGAAGAAGGAGAUCGAGAGAAGAUGUAAGAUCAGUGCUGCAAACAAGGGGAAGGCUCCCUGGACCAAAGGAAGGAAGUUAACCCAAGAGCACAGGCAGCGCAUCAAGCAGAGCACUAUCGAGGCUCUCAGAGAUCCCAAGGUUAAGAAGAAAAUGCUAGGACACCAUCGGUUGCAUAGACAAUCGAGCAAAGACAAAAUAAGCGCCGCGCUGAGAAAGGUGUGGGAGAGGAGAAUGAUUUCUGUCAGGUCAAGACAGAUGAUCCUUCGUAUUUGGUCAGAUACUAUCGCUGAGGCAGCCAAAGAAGGUGGCCACGGGCAAGAUAAGCUGGACUGGGACAGCUAUGACAAGAUACAGUCUGAGAUGUUAUGUAUGUUCCUAUGGAACAAAGAGAAAGAACAGGUAACCAAGAAGCUUAAAAGGGCGGUGACGAGAAUUGUUGCCAAGAAGCUUCAAGCAGCAGAGAAAAUGGAGCCGCUGACUAGAACAAAGAAGGCGAAACCUGAGAAGCUGGUGCCACAAAAGUCAGAUGCUCAGCCGAGACAGGUGUUGGCAUCCACAAGAACAAAGCUUAAAGAGAGGCUGACCAAGUGGCACGGCCGCAAGAAGGAGCUUGAGAUCGUUAUAAGCUCACGGACAAGGGGUGAAGGAGGGCUGCGUAAGCUGACGGUCGCAAGGCGAAGGGCUGUGGAGAGGCGAGCCGAGGUGGACUUGGCAACUGAGCCGGGGGUUCCCCCAGGCCGGAUGAAGGAACUUCACUCGCCUUGCAAAGAUGGACUCCCCUGCAGUGACACCUGAACCUGCACUGUUGAGCUCAGGCAGCAAUGUACUCCCUCCGUUCCUAAAUAUAAGUCUUUUAAGCGAUUUCACUAAGGGUCUACAUACGGAGCAAAAUGAUUGAAUCUAUGCUCUAAAGUAUGCAUAUAUACAUCCGUAUAUAGUCCACUAGUGAAAUCUCUACAAAGACUUAUAUUUAGGAAUCCGUAUAUAGUCCACUAGUGAAAUCUCUACAAAGACUUAUAUUUAGGAACGGAGGGAGUAGCAUUUAUCCAUGCAUGCAGUUCUUACAUUGAUGCUGAUGAUGUCUUGCCUUAGUAGACCUCUGUGGAUGAUAACCAGUCAAGUGAUUGUGUGUGUAACAGGCUGUGAGCUCUUGCGUUGUUAUUGUGGAUUUGUAGGCUGAUUACAUUAUUUUUUUGGCCCAUCUGUGUGGAUGAUCAGUCAAGUGAUGAUGUGUA